AUGCAUCAUCAUUUUAUAAAUGCAAUAAUGGAGGUAUUGGAAUGGACAAUUCUUGUAUAUGUCCUGUUGGAUAUCAAGGAGAUCAAUGUGAAAAAUACAACUUUCAAAUGCACGUCGGCACUAGAUGUUUGGAGACCUUUACAGGUUGAUGUUGGACCACUAUGUUGUUGGUCAAAACAAAGGGAAAUUCAAAAUAUUAAAGAACUAGAACAUUCAAAUUGGAUGACAAGUCUACAAAUGCUCAAUCAACAAGAAUUAAAAAAAUAG
This is a messenger RNA of Cavenderia fasciculata, 267 nucleotides long. RefSeq lists its product as uncharacterized. The coding region runs from base 1 to 267 and encodes 88 amino acids. The record is from RefSeq and is a predicted model, not a curated record. NCBI's taxonomy places the organism in Eukaryota, Evosea, Eumycetozoa, Acytosteliales, Cavenderiaceae. The transcript has a single exon.